Opisthorchis viverrini is the source of this 4764-nucleotide messenger RNA. RefSeq lists its product as hypothetical. Gene Ontology annotation, biological process: regulation of gene expression. The transcript has 21 exons. The record is from RefSeq and is a predicted model, not a curated record. Gene Ontology annotation, cellular component: MLL3/4 complex. Lineage: Eukaryota; Metazoa; Platyhelminthes; Trematoda; Opisthorchiida; Opisthorchiidae. The coding region runs from base 1 to 4764 and encodes 1587 amino acids. Gene Ontology annotation, molecular function: histone H3K27me2/H3K27me3 demethylase activity; RNA polymerase II cis-regulatory region sequence-specific DNA binding; chromatin DNA binding.
AUGCCAAUACAAUACAAUACCGUCAGGCGUAGGCGUGGACUGAGAAGCCUGGCGAGUCCGGCAGCUAUGGAGAUAGAAGAAGCAAGAAAUGCUGUGCACAAUCUAUGCCAGCUGAUACGCGUAAUGGGCCCAAAGAAGCCGCCGACUUUCAAGGGCCUGAUUGGAAACGAACUGUUAGGCAUGCACGCACCACGGCGUGAUCGGAAUCAAGCUGUGUGCUUAGGAAGGAACAGCAGUCUUGACUUUUUGUGGGAACAGUGCCUUUCUGCGGUGCAUCCGCACUCCCGAAAUAUUUGUAAAUGCUGUUCUCACAUGUCUGGAAACGAACUUCAAUUGAGUGUGUUCCAUCAUGACGAUUGCAAACUUCUGUCACAAUUGGACUGUCUAGAAUUUGGAAUAUUUAAACCAGAAGCAGUUGAACAGGUCGAUCGGCGUCGGUUACUUGAACGAGCUGUGCUCUAUUUUGACAGCAUUAUUGCACACACAGUUCUGGAGAUCGAGAAGGAUCGUGCUCGCGAAGAAGCAGAUGCCUUAGCCGAACUGGAAUUAAGUGCCCGUGAAGAGGAUUUAUCAGCUGUUCGUUUUCGAAUCUACGAGGACUACGCCGAGCGCUUUAAUAAGCUUAUUGAUCCUAAGGUUUACCUCUAUCUAGGACACUUUCAACUCCUCCUGCACCGAUUCGACGAUGCACUCUCUGCCUACCUGAAAUACGAAGCACUGUGUCCUGCUGAUUCUACUCAAAACUGUGCUUUUCUCUACGGUUUCGGAUUGUGCGCAUUCCGUUUCAACGCAUUUCACAAGACUGUGCGUUUGUUUCAGCAAAUCCUCUAUUUGCAACCCUGGUUUCCAAAAGCUAAGGAGCUUCAUAUUCGCCUGGGAUAUAUUUACAAACUACAACAUAACUUUGACAAAAGCUUGAAACAUUUUCGUCAGGCGUUGAACGAUUCUUCACCUUCCACGUUCAGCAGAAUUGAAAUACGCUUUCACAUUGCCCAUUUGUUUGAAGUCUGCGGAAAGCCCAAGCAGGCCAGCUUGGAAUACAGACAGCUAUUGGACACGGAGAAGAACCACGCUCCGGCCCACAUUCGACAUCUUUGCUUGCGGCAACUUGCUUGGUUACAUCAUACUGGUGCCUGUGUGGCGAAAGGUGAGGGAGCUCCGGAGAAAGGUUUGGAUGUGCAGUGGCUACAGAGUGCUCUGGAGUUGGAUAACACCAACGGAAAAACUUGGUAUUUAUUGGGACGCUGUCAGGCUGCACUAAACCGAGUGCAAGAAGCUUUUGCCGCCUAUCGAAGCUCAAUUGACAAGACGGAGGCGAGUGCAGAUACCUGGUGCUCAAUUGGUGUGCUCUACCAAGAACAAAGUCAGCCAAUGGAUGCACUCCAAGCGUACUUUUGUGCUGUUCAAUUGGACAAAUGUCAUGUUGCUGCGUGGGCUAACCUCGGCACACUGUAUGAAAGCAUGCAACAGUACAAGGAGGCUCUCAAAUGCUAUAAGAAUGCUGUGAAUGCGGACAAAAACAACGAGCUUAAACCAGAGCUGCGAGCACGUUUAGCCAUCCUCCAGCAAAUCGUACCUCGUCUUCCGGAGAAACUGCUUACUGGUGGAGCGCAUGUAGGAGGCAGUCCAGGGGCGCAGUCGGCAAGCGGUGCUGCAGCGUUAGGCAAUUCAGGUCCCGGAUGCGGCUCUAUUACCAAAUUGCCCACUGUAGACGAGGCCUGGAGUCUUCCCAUUCCGGCGGAACUCACGCAACGCCAGAUGCAGUUAAUGCUCCAAGAGGCCGCCGCCAAUUCGGACGAUUCUAGCCUGGGGGGCUUACGUCCAGAGAAGCAUCUCUCCAGUAUUUUGUUGGCAACACCGCUUGCUUCAAUUCUGCGCAAACGCACUGGAAGACAUCAUUCCUCGAAUUCAAGUGACUCCCAGAAAGUGGUCUCAGAGGGGAGCAUGGAAACUAACGUAAAAAGACCCAAGCGCGAGGGCUCACCGGUCGUCGCCCCUCUCACUGUGCAACAACAACAAAUGCUCCAGACACUACAGGCGCAAGAAACGUCCCUCAGUGCAGCACAUCGUCAUCUAUUGAACCAACUUCAAAAUCAAGCACUCCGCUACCAUCAACACUGUCAAACCCAACGGCGUCGUGGGACUGCCCCCGAAUCGGGAAGCCGUGAAUUCACUCAGAAGUCCUCAUCCGUCCUUCAUGCCUCUCCGGCUACUGCACGUACAGAAAGUGAGAAUAACGAUCCUUUGGAAAGUGGAAACCCGUCUGGCGUCGUAUCUGGAGAGGAGGCGGUCGAUCUAUUCCCCACCGAUGAUACACUUCCCACUGUAGUUGGCAGUCCGGGUGCGGAUCACUUGCCAGAAGAGGAUUUGGCUUUUUUGACAGAUGAUUUGUUGGCGCAACUAAAUCGUUCAGAGGCGGCGGCCAAUCUCGACCUCGUAGAAUUUGCUUUGUUUGCAAAUGCUCCCUCAGGAUCUGAACAGGUUCGCCCGUCCAGCGGAUCACAUAAUACAGAGGAGAAGGCAUCGAACCCACGGAUGGAAGAAAAGUGCAGUUUGGGUGACGGGUCCGACCUGUUGAAAUCAGGGAAUCCUGGCCCAAUGGACUGUACAGAAACCAUUAAUUCACCCACAUCUGGGACAGACGCACUUGGAUGUUGUCGUUCCAAUAAUUCAGACCCAGUGGACCUCUAUACCUAUUUAACACGACCCUUGUUCACGCCCGCCAGUGCUACUGCCUCCCUUACUGUGAACAUGUCAUCCUCCCAGAUUCUGAACAACAUUCGUGGUUUGGGGCGUUCCGGUGGACCAUGGUGGCCAGGUAUACAGCCCGAGGGUAGCCCCAUCCCUGUGCAACCAGCCAAACCCUACCCACCUCCGCCAAAGGACAGGCUGCUUCCGCCCACGCCUAGUGUCUACCUCGAAGGUCGGAAGGAUGCACAUUCGCCUGAACUGAUGCGCUAUUGUUUUUCCCAACCUGUUGUGGUGAUACGUGGACUUGCGGCUGCCCUCCGACUGGAUUUGGGUCUUUUCUCAACUAAAACACUUGUAGAAGCCCAUCCUGACCACCGCAUAGAAGUUCGCACUCAAGUCCCUCAACCGCCAGAUGUCAACCGUGAUUCUCAGGGUCGUACGGUCUGGUUUUGUGAAUCCCCGCGCACAGUUACAACCAUUUCAAAAUUCGCGGCCUAUCAGGCUAGAUCCUUCGUCGAGGCUCUGCGCGAAGAGAAAUCAGCUUCAUCGGUUAAUUCACCCAAUCCCACUUUCGCGGGACAACCCUCGCAUACAGGUAUCGGUGCAUCAUCGGAACAUGGUCCAGUGCCCGCACGAAAAGACUCUAGUUGCACAACACCAGAUGCCAAUUUGUCGAGUGAUCCAAGAAUUGGCCAUGGAGCUCAUCCUCUGAGAACCCCGGAACUCCUCAAAGCCGGUGUACGCACUACAGCGGAAACUCCGGCCUCUGACCCCAAUCAGAAGGCUUCGCGCAGCAUCAAACCGAAAUUAAUCCGUUUUGGGACCAACUGUGACCUGUCAGAUGAGAAGAAGUGGUUUCCUCAAUUGCACGAAUUGACAAAACUGCCGACUUUUGUUCGAGUCGUCAGUGCUUUCAAUAUGCUCAGUCACGUGGGUUAUCCACUGCUUGGUAUGAACACUGUGCAACUUUAUCUCAAGGUUCCCGGCUGUCGUACUCCCGGACAUCAGGAAAACAACUGCUUUUGUGCUGUAAACAUCAACAUCGGACCAGGAGACUGCGAAUGGUUCUCUGUCCCGGAACAAUAUUGGGGCGCUAUUCAUGAUCUUUGUGAGAGAAACAAUGUUGACUAUCUAACCGGUUCUUGGUGGCCGCAUUUGGAAACAUUGUACAAUGAGGAAAUUCCGGUCUAUCGGUUCAUUCAGAGACCCGGAGACCUGGUAUGGAUCAAUGCAGGGACUGUUCACUGGGUUCAGGCUAUCGGUUGGUGUAACAAUAUCGCGUGGAACGUUGGUCCGAUGACCGCACGACAGUACAAUAUGGCAGUGGAACGUUAUGAAUUCAACCGUCUUCGGGGUGUCAAGUCCAUCGUUCCCAUGAUCCACUUUAGCUGGCAGUUGGCUAAAAAUUUGAAAGUCUCUGACCCAGGCUUAUAUGAGUUAAUCAAACAAACUCUUCUGCGCACUAUGGUUCAGUCACAACUGGCUACAGAUUUCGUGGAAAAAUUGGGCUUACCCAUCAAGCGUCAUGGGAAACAGCCGGAUGACGUCGCGCACUCUUGUCAUGAUUGUGAGAUUGAAGUGUUUAACCUGCUCUACGUCAUGGCUCAAGAUAAGAAGCUGGUUGUUCGCUGUUUGGAUUGUGCUCGACGUAUCGACCCGAGUCUGCGCGCAUUUACCAUUUUGGUGGAGUAUUCUAUGCAUGAAUUGGCUGAAGUUUACGACGAUUUCAAACUACAAACACUGAGAGCAUGUGCAGGCAAUGGGCAUCGUCCAAGGUCAAAUGGCCCCAGCGGCCGCGUCAUAAAAGCGCACCCAAAAUUUAUCUGGAACGGUGGUCCGAAAAAGGACAAGUGUAACAUAAAGUUUUGGCAUUUGGUGGUAAUUAUUCGGGUGCCCAAGAUAUCCCGCAUCGGCCACAGUUAUGUUCAAAGCUGUCCAUACGAAGUCGGAGUGCGCUUUGGGCGUGGAAGUCGUAUUUUAUUGGCUGCCGGUGGCUUCACCUACCGUCUGUAUGAAAACGGUGAGAAAUUUUGUGGAACAGUUGGUCUUUUCGCGCGUUUUCUUACUCAAUAG